This is a messenger RNA of Panicum hallii, 1351 nucleotides long. RefSeq names its product AUGMIN subunit 7. The record is from RefSeq and is a predicted model, not a curated record. The transcript is spliced from 9 exons. Gene Ontology annotation, biological process: centrosome cycle; spindle assembly. Bases 158 to 1144 code for a protein of 328 amino acids. Gene Ontology annotation, molecular function: microtubule minus-end binding. Gene Ontology annotation, cellular component: HAUS complex. Lineage: Eukaryota; Viridiplantae; Streptophyta; Magnoliopsida; Poales; Poaceae.
AGAAGCCUUCGAAUUUUGAAAGGGAUUGAGAGGAAAAUAAUUGGGGAAUUAAAAUCUCGGUACCAUCUCGCUCGUUGGUCAGUCGCCGUCUGCUCGAUCCCUACCAUCCCCACCAGCAGCACCGGCCGGCCGCCGCGGUGAACGGAGAGAAGCAGCCAUGGCCUCCAAGCAGAUGGAGGAGAUCCAACGGAAGCUGUCCCUUCUUGCCUACCCGCGGGCCAACACCCCCGCGCAGUCCCUCCUCUUCGCCGGGGUCGAGCGCUACCGCCUCCUCGAGUGGCUGUUCUUCCGGCUCCUAGGCGACAGAUCGCCGUUCACGCAGCAGAACUGGCAGGGGGAUAGCCUGGACCGCGACGAGGAGAACAACAGAAUCCAACACCUGGCGGAGAUAGCUAACUUCCUGGGCAUCACGCCUUCAGUGGACACCGAAGCGAUUCAGGGUAGAGGCAGCUAUGAGGAGCGGGUGGAACUGCUCCGUCUCAUUGUCGAUCUAGUGGAAGCUAGUUGCUAUGCCGACAAUCCAGAAUGGAGUGUUGAUGAGCAAUUGGCAAAGGAUGUGCAACUCGUAGAUUCAAUUGCUGAGAAACAAGCCCAAAUUUUUUCGGAGGAGUGCAAGCUUUUCCCUGCAGAUGUUCAAAUACAAUCAAUUUACCCUUUGCCUGAUAUUGCAGAACUAGAGUUGAAGCUCUCUGAGUAUACAAAAAAGAUGUCCAAUUUGCAGCAGAUGGUUCAGGAAUUGGCUUCAAAGUAUGAUUACAACCCAAAUGAAGACUAUGCCGAGACAGAGUUGAAGUUGAGGGAACAUUUGCAAUCAUUUUUGGAAACGGUUAAAUCCUUCAAUACGAUAUAUACUAAGGAAAUUCAUCCUUGGACCCACAUGAUGGAGGUGCCACAACUGCAUGGCUUUGGCCCUGCCGCUAAUCGCCUGUUGGAGGCAUAUAACACCCUUUUAAAGUUCCUAGGAAAUUUGAGGAGUCUGCGAGAUUCAUAUACUGCAAUGGCUGCUGGGUCACUGUCAGCGUCUAAUGAGCCUUCAUCAGUCGCCAAAAUUAUUUCAGACUGUGAAUCUGCACUGACAUUCUUGAAUCACAGCCUUUCCAUCCUUUCAACUUCCCUGGCACGGGAGCAAGGGGAAACACUAUGAUUUUACAGCACCUGUAUAUCAGGAUACACUGAUUCAGUUGUUUUUAGUUUCAGGUGAGGCAUGUAGUAAAGAUUUUGUGCCAUUUGUUGGUGUGCUCCUGUGUGGCUGUAGUUUGUAACUCAAGAGAUUGAAAUAACUUACUAAACAUCAUAUCUAGAGUUCUUUUGGAGGUUUAACUGAACUUGUAUAUGUAUGCCCUUUUAUUCU